Messenger RNA from Ectocarpus sp. CCAP 1310/34, 500 nucleotides. Lineage: Eukaryota; Phaeophyceae; Ectocarpales; Ectocarpaceae. The record is from the annotation of a GenBank genome assembly.
GAGAGUCCGAGCUACUCUGUGCUUGGUUCGGCUAUAUACGACGCUGUACCGCGGGGCCAUCGUCUGCUGUGCUGCUGGAAUCUUCUCGUUCUCGAACAUCAGGGUCAUCUGCUGCUGACUGCCUCCUCAGAGGGAGAGGAGGCGGCGGAGCAGCGAUGGACAAAGAGGACAGUUGGUCCUCAGAGGCCUCAGGCGACCUCCCCCCAACUCUACUGGUGGAGGCUAUCGAAAGCGGCGACCGAGCUUCGGUGUCAAAGGUGUUGGAAGGAUUGACCCCUGACGAACGGCAACGCGAGCUUACGACAGCAUGCGCUGGGAGUGGUUCAGGCCGAAGCUAUGGUACCGACCUGUCGGCACCGUCGGCACAAACUUCAGAGACGGCCAUGCUCCCCGUGUUUCAUGCGGCGUACGUUGGCCACGUUGACGUUUUCUCGGAAGUGCAUGGCGCGCUGAGGGCCAACCUGUCCCAUGCUGCGGUGAGCCUCGGGAAGAUGUCUUGA